AUGUCCCAAUCCCCGGAUCAGAUUAUCCGCCCAACACUCUUCCUCAAAAAGCGCGAAGACAUAACACAUGAGCAAUUCCACCAUCACUGGACCACUAGUAUGCAGCAGCUCCUACACCAUCUACAACUCUACGUGCCAUCCCUGGAAUGCUUCACCAACGCUCUCGACGACCCAUAUUACAAGGAAGUUGUGGCCCUCGACGAGGAGAAGUUCAUUUCGGCCAAAUCCUGCAUGAGAACUGUUGGGUAUGAAGAGUGCUUCAUUCUAAAUGACCAGGUUGAGAACCCGCUUUUGACGGGUCGAAGUAGUAUUCAAGAUUGCAGAGGGCCAUGGUGUUGGUAG
Messenger RNA from Aspergillus sclerotioniger CBS 115572, 342 nucleotides. RefSeq names its product EthD domain-containing protein. The coding region runs from base 1 to 342 and encodes 113 amino acids. Gene Ontology annotation, molecular function: oxidoreductase activity. The transcript is spliced from 2 exons. Lineage: Eukaryota; Fungi; Ascomycota; Eurotiomycetes; Eurotiales; Aspergillaceae. The record is from RefSeq and is a predicted model, not a curated record.